Messenger RNA from Hemicordylus capensis (graceful crag lizard), 1572 nucleotides. Its product is annotated as keratin, type I cuticular Ha4-like. Lineage: Eukaryota; Metazoa; Chordata; Lepidosauria; Squamata; Cordylidae. The transcript has 7 exons. The record is from RefSeq and is a predicted model, not a curated record. Gene Ontology annotation, molecular function: structural molecule activity. The coding region runs from base 1 to 1572 and encodes 523 amino acids.
AUGGCUGCCACUUCCACUCGUACUUGUGGGUCUCUCAAGGGCCCUUGCAGAGUUCCUCCUAACUGCCGGUCAAACAGUGUUGCCUCUGCUAGCUGCCGACCUGGACACUGUCUUCCUCCUCGCCGAUCUAGUGUUUGCAUGCCUACUCCAGGUCGUACAAUUCCAUCGCAUCCCAGCAGCUGCCGAAGUGGGGGAUACAUGCCAUCGACUUGCUUGCCCCCUCCCAGCAUGGGCUCUACUUGUGUUCCACCCCCCUGCAUCCCACCUCCUGCCCGCCCUCUGAGCUGCUACCCUGGUAGCCACGUUGAAGGGAUCCUCAACUGCAAUGAAAAGGAAACCAUGGAGUUCUUGAAUAGCCGGCUGGGCAACUAUCUGGAACGAGUGCACUGUCUGGAACAUGAGAAUGCUGACCUGGAAAGCAAGAUCCGAGAAUGGUACGAAUGUGAGAAUGCUUACGUGUGCACGGACUUCAAGCCAUUUUACUGCACCAUUGAUGAGCUCCAGCAGCAGAUUUGUUGCACUAAGGCUGACAAUGCAAGACUGUGCCUGGAUAUUGACAAUCUCAAAAUGGCUUCAGAUGAUUAUUGCACCAAGUAUGAUUAUGAACUGGGUCUCCGCCAGCGAGAUGAAGCUGACAUCAAUGGCCUUCGCAGAGUUCUGGAUGACCUCACCCUGUGCAGGGCUGAUCUGGAAGCUCAACUUGAGUCCCUGACAGAGGAGAUGAUGUGCCUGAAGAAAAACCAUGAGGAGGAGUCCUGUGCCCUUCGCUCUCAGCUUGGGGACCGCAUCAAUGUGGAGGUAGAUGCUGCCCCAUCUUGCAAUCUCAACAAAGUCCUGGAUGAAAUGCGAUGUCAGUAUGAGGCUGAUCUUGAAAAGAAUCGUCGGGAAGUUGAGGAAUGGUACUGUACACAGAUGGAAGAGCUAAACAAGGAGGUGAUUUCUAGUGGAGAACAGCUACAAUGCUGCCAGACAGAGAUCAUUGAGACACGGCGUUGUGUUCAGGCUCUGGAGAUUGAUCUGCAAGCUCAGCAGAGCAUGAAAAGUGCUCUGGAAGACACUUUACAAGAAACAGAAUCCCGCUACUGCACUCAGCUCUCACAGCUGCAAUGCCUGAUCAGCAACGUGGAGGCCCAGCUUGCUGAAAUCCGCUGUGACAUUGAGCGCCAAAACUGCGAGUACAAGACCCUCCUGGAUGAAAAGGCCCGCCUGGACUGUGAGAUUGCCACUUACCGCAACAUGCUAGAAGGGGAAGACUGCAAGCUGCCGAAUCGUCCCUGCGAUCCUGAGUGCACGACUGCGAUCCGUUCCUCUGUCUGCCGGCCAGUGUGCGUGCCAGAGCCAGUCUGUGCACCGGUUUGUCCACCCACCUGCAAACCAUGCGGGCCAGUAAUUGAACCGAAUCUGGCUCCAUCGUGUGUCAAUUCCUGUGGGCCAGUCUGUGCCCCAUGUGGCCCUUCACACUGUGUACCCCCUCCCUGUGGCCCAUGUGGACCAGUCUGCCCACCUCCACCACCACCCUGUGGUCCAUGCCCCCCUGGCCCACGUAUCAGCACUAAGAUCCGUCGCAUGUGA